Messenger RNA from Dendrobium catenatum, 1144 nucleotides. RefSeq names its product L-ascorbate peroxidase, cytosolic. Lineage: Eukaryota; Viridiplantae; Streptophyta; Magnoliopsida; Asparagales; Orchidaceae. Gene Ontology annotation, molecular function: peroxidase activity; heme binding. Gene Ontology annotation, biological process: response to reactive oxygen species; cellular response to oxidative stress; hydrogen peroxide catabolic process. The record is from RefSeq and is a predicted model, not a curated record. The coding region runs from base 118 to 870 and encodes 250 amino acids. The transcript is spliced from 10 exons.
UAGAUGUAUAAGGUAAGGCACGGAACAGCGGGAGAGGAGCGUGGUUUGGUCGUGGCGCUGUGUUGUUUGAGCGUGUUUUUAUCCUCUCAAAGCUUGUAGUUGAUCAGUAGAUCGAGAAUGGCGAAGUCGUAUCCCACCGUGAGCGCCGAGUACGAGCAGGCUUUGCAAAAAAGCAAGAGGAAGCUCCGGGGCCUUAUUGCUGAGAAGAAUUGCGCUCCGAUCAUGCUCCGUCUGGCAUGGCAUUCGGCUGGGACUUAUGAUGUGGCGACGAAAACUGGUGGCCCAUUUGGAACGAUGAGGCACAAGGAAGAGUUAAGUCAUGGGGCCAACAACGGGCUCGAUAUUGCGAUCAGGUUGUUGGAGCCGAUCAAGGAGCAGUUUCCCAUUCUCUCCUAUGCUGAUUUUUACCAGUUGGCCGGUGUUAUCGCUGUUGAGGUUACGGGAGGGCCUGAAAUCCCUUUUCACCCUGGCAGGAAGGACAAGCCCGAGCUUCCGGUGGAAGGACGUCUCCCUGAUGCUACCAAAGGUUCCGACCAUCUGAGGGAUGUUUUUGUCAAACAAAUGGGGCUUAGUGAUCAAGACAUUGUUGCUCUUUCUGGUGGCCAUACGCUUGGAAGGUGUCAUAAAGAGCGAUCAGGAUUUGAGGGUCCUUGGACUUCAAAUCCUCUCAUCUUUGACAAUUCCUACUUCAAGGAGCUCUUAAGUGGUGAGAAGGAAGGCCUUCUACAGCUUCCAUCUGAUAAGGCUCUUUUGUCUGAUCCUGCCUUCCGUCCACUUGUAGAAAAAUAUGCUGCUGAUGAAGAUGCUUUCUUCGCUGACUACGCUGAAGCUCACAUGAAGCUCUCUGAGCUUGGAUUUGCUGAUGCCUAAAAGUCUGCACGUGGGAAUGUGAUUGCUUUUUGCUGAGCGUGUAAUUGGGAAAUCUAUCUCCUACUUCUGAACUUUUCAAGUAAAUCAUCCUUUAGAUAUAAGUAUGUACUUCAAUGAACAUUGCCUAUUUGCCUUCAGUUGGUCAGAUCGUUCGCUUGGCUAGAAAAUUUUUUUCUUGCCCUAGAAUUUCGAUUGGAUUCAGAUCAAUUGUUUGGAAUGUUUUGGUAUCAUUUUGUAUUGAUUGUUAUGUUUGAAGAGUAUCUUUAUUGUCUUA